Messenger RNA from Dictyostelium purpureum, 270 nucleotides. RefSeq lists its product as uncharacterized. Lineage: Eukaryota; Evosea; Eumycetozoa; Dictyosteliales; Dictyosteliaceae. The record is from RefSeq and is a predicted model, not a curated record. The transcript has a single exon. The annotation marks the transcript as partial.
GGAUCAUUGGUAAUUACAAGAAAGUCAAGUGACAAUGGUUCAUUGAAAGCUUUAGUAUUAAAUUUAAAUUCAGGUACUUUAAUCAACACCAGCAAACAAAGAUAUAUCUUAUCAAAGUCAGUUUUAGAUGAAAUUAACCUGUUAUUAAACAGGCUUGAUCUUAGUGAAGGUAACCUAGAUUUUAGAAACUCAUCAAUUCCAUCUUCAUAUAUUUAUUUCAUGGCUUAUACUCAAUAUGGUAAUAGUGUUGUAUGGCAAGGUAAACAUUAA